Molecule: messenger RNA, 3053 nt
Organism: Heterotrigona itama
Lineage: Eukaryota; Metazoa; Arthropoda; Insecta; Hymenoptera; Apidae
Source: the annotation of a GenBank genome assembly
UUACAGUGCCAUUGCCUGAUCUAUUUCUGCCCUGUUAAACGAUAUAAAUAUAAGCGAACAAUAUUCAAUUUCCCAAAAAAGGACAUUGGCCUGGCUGCUUUGUGGGGUGUUACUUUCUUGUACUUUGAUAUUCUCUCACCAGCAAACCUAUGUGUUAAUGGCGAUCAAUUAUGGGACGACGAACAUGGAGGUUUAUUAAAUAAUCAUGCGAUUUCCGAGUGGAUGUCAGAUAUCAGAGAAUUAAUAGAAAAAUUCCAAAUAUUACAUGUUACUUCUGCCAUUGUGAAAACCUGACUGAUUCAUCUGUUACCACUUGUGUUAUAAUAAACUGUUUUGUAAUUGCAGCACACACGUAUAACGUGCAAGCAAUAACGAUCGAUUAGGAAUUCGUUACGAGGUAUGACCGCAAUGUAUUAUCGAUGAAGAAGCUGAAAAAGAAGUCGGAUAACGCGAGAGGCGGGCAAGCGUGCAAGACAGUAGGCGCGACGAAUGCAAGCGGAGAUGCAUCACCCACUCGCGUGUGCAGAGAUUUUCUACGAAACGUGUGUCAUAGAGGCAAACGUUGCAAGUAUUUGCAUGAACGUUCCGAGGAUGACCCUGUAGAAGAAUACACGUUUUGCCAUGACUUUCAAAAUGGGAUGUGCAAUUGGCCUGGUUGCAAAUUCCUUCACUGCACAGAAAGCGAGGAGAAAAGAUUUCGAGCAACGGGGGAAUUACCUGCCCACAUCUUGAACAGGCUCAAGAACAAUAAUGAAAAAUUGGAAUAUCCAAUGUGUAAAGAUUUUAUCAAGGGUAGCUGCCAGAGGACAAAUUGUAAAUUCAGACAUUGGAAGAGUGAGGAACCACAGCAUAAUUUAAUUGCAACGUCUCAUCAUAAUAUGUCUAGGCCGCAACACAAUUUUAACGGUACUAGCAAUGGUGAGAAUCGCAGAUAUGAGGAGGAUAGAAAUUUUCAUUGGCAAAUGGAAGAUCAACACAAUUUAGUCACAAAUAAUGGUUACAAUGCAUCAUCACAUCCACCUGAUUAUAUAGGACCUCCUGAACCAAAGAGACGAAUAGUUUCUGGUGAAACUGUUGUUCAUUUUGAAGCUUCGCCGCUCGUGGGCCAGCAUACUGCUCAACCGGUCACUCCAGGAUAUUAUUAUCCAGUGAUACCACGUAAUGAAGCUAGAGCAAUUGUUUUAGAGGAUGAAAAUGCAUUAUUGAGAAAGAAGAUAGAGGAAUUAAAAAAGCAAGUUAGCGAUCUAACAGCAACUAAUGAGUUUCUUCUGGAUCAAAAUGCUCAGUUGAGAAUGUCAGGGAAACGAACUGCAAAUGUAACGGCUGUUACAGUUCCAGCAGUUACUAUCACAAACACUGUCCCACCAUCGCAAGCUCCAACACCUCAACAAAUGGUUAAUGCAGCGGUAGCUGCUGGUACUUUACGUACAGUUACUGCAAGUGUUGCGACCGUUCCUGUAAGUAUAGCCACAGUUGCACCUGUUUCCAUUGCAGCAGUUUCAAUGGCACCAGUAUCAAUCCCGCCACCCAUUGUUACGAUGGCUCAGCAAACGAUUACAAUGAGCGGUUCAGGUCCUCAGGCAACUAAUCAACAACCACCUAAUACGCAGCAACCUGCUAGCUUACCUCUCUCGAUAUCUGGUGCUACUGCACCGUUGGUUUCGUAUCCUAUUAUGACUCAAGAACUUAGGCCCGUAUUGCAGUAAACAAAUUAUAGACACGAAAGGAACAUCAAAUAAUACCUCAAGCACAUAAGCAAGUUAAGAAUGCUUUCUUCUGCAUUCAGUCUUUCAAGAUAAUAUUGUAUUUCUUGGAGUAUAAGUGAUGAAUGCGAAAAAAAAAUUAGAAGAAAUAUUUACAGAUGAUAAAAAAAUGUUCUUUAAAAAAAUACAAUGUUGAAAAUAUCAUUAAAUAUAAUUAAAGAACGCGAUAUCCUAGAUAUUUAUAUAGGAACUCGUAGAAAUUAUCGUACAGGAAAAACGUAACGAUCAUAACUGUUUUUUAGCAGUAUGGCUUAUUGUGGUUCAUUAAGUUCAGAGUUUUCAUUCCUUUCAAUAAUUCGUUUUGCAAAAAAGGUGAACAUUGAUUACAUUAAUAUGUUAAUAGCAUAAAUGUUCAAAGCGUGUAUAGAUUUAGAUUAAUAAGAAUACUAAUCUAAAAUUGAAUGAUCAAGAAUGAUAUUCUCCUAUUCUUUUUUUAACAAUGUAAUAUCACGAAGAUACAAAUAAUUUUGUAAGUAAUUUUUUGUAUCAUUAAAAAGAUAAUCUGAUACGAUUAAAAAAAAAAAUUGUAAAUUAAAGAAAAUAUAGGUAAGAAAUGACUCAUUUAGACUAAUAUGUUAAGAUAAGUACAAAACUAGGAUGAAACAUGUAAAUGAAUUGUAUCGAAAGUUCAACGUUAAGGUUUACCACUGCUCUAAAAAUGAUGGUGAAUCUUACGACUGUUCUGUACGCACUGCUGUAAAUAGUAUUUUGUUGCUUCCUCAUUUUCUCGGAAAGAAUUUUUAUACUUCCAUCUUUUUAAAAUAUAAGUUAGCUACUCUUAUAAACUAGUGAUAUUUUAAUCAAUUAAGUACUUAUUGUGGUCUUUUGUGUUUUUACAAUUUUACUUAAGUAAAUGGCUUUAGGUUUAGGUGAUGGAAAGUAAAGACCAUGAAUUUAAUCCUGAUCCAUAAAUGUAAGAAUCAGGUACACAGAUAAUGUAAUAUGCAUCCCAUAAACCAAAUAAACGUGUAUAUGUUUUCAAGUCAUGUUAUCAUGAGCCGAUACAUGUGUAUAUAUUUUACGUAAUUAGUAUAAGAGAUUGAGCAAUAAGUACUCGUGUAUUUUAUAUAUGCAUACAAAUGUAUAAUCUUUUAUGUAUAACUUUAUGUUAAUAAGCACUUCAUUAAAAAGAUACAUCUUUAAAUUCUUUAGAAGUAGUACUCAUAUUAUAUUUAUUUGCAUUGAAAUUGAAAAUUUUAUAUGUUUAUUAUGGUAAAAUUUUAUUUUUUUCUUAAUAUUUUAUUUUAUUCUAAAAAAUUAUAAAAAAAUAUCUUAUAUAGUCUCUUAUUU